AUGAGAUCUAAAUCUCAUAUUCUAGAGCACCGAGAUUAUGAGCUAGAAGACAGUAUCUCUGAUGGCGAUAUAAGCGCAAUUACAGAUGCUCUCCUUUGCAAGAUGAUUGAGAAGAAUCCUCUCCCUCCAAAAUCAUAUAUCGGAGAGGACGCAGCUGAAACCCCAACAGUUAAGAAACUGAUCGAGGUCCAUAUUGGAGAUGAGAAGCACAAAACAACGUUCGUAGGGGCAGAUCUUCCUGCACAUGAACGUGAUGGUUUGAUUACAUUGCUAAGGGCAAACGCCGACGUUUUCGCAUGGAGUUUUGCUGAGAUGCCUGGGAUAGAUCCGAAUGUAGCCUUCCACAGGCUAAAUAUCGAUGAGAAGUUCCAUCCAGUUCGUCAUAAAAUCAGGAAUAUGUCACAAAGCAAAAGAAAUGGAGUUACUGCAGAAGUCGAAAAGCUGCUGGAAGCAGGCUUUAUUCGAUCAGUGCAGUACCCUCGUUGGCUGUCAAAUUUCGUAACCGUUCCAAAGAAGAAUGGUAAAAUUCGUGUCUGUAUCGAUUUUACUGAUUUGAAUAAAGCAUGUCCGAGUGAUCCGUACCCGCAACCACGGAUAAGAGAUUUGGUGGACGCAACCUCAGGGUAUGAGAGACUGUCAUUCAUGGACGGGGCAACCUACCAACAUUUGGUAGACCAUAUGUUCAAGGAUCUGAUUGGGAAGUCGAUGGAAGUGUAUAUCGAUGAUAUGGUAGUGAAAUCUGAACAAAAGGAGUCGCAUUUUCUUGAUUUUCAGAAGACGUUCGAUAUCUUGAGGAAAUAUCGUAUGAAGCUCAAUCCAGCAAAGUGUUCAUUCGGGCUGUCGUCGGGAAAGUUCCUUGGAUACUUGAUGACGCCUAGAGGAAUCGAGGCGAAUCCGGAGCUAAUCAGAUCCAUCAGAGAGAUUUCAUCCCCAAGAACGAAGAAGGAGGUCCAGAAGCUAGCGGGACAAUUAGCAUCUUUAAAUCGUUUCAUUUCACGCUCUUCGGAUCGAUUUAAACCAUUCUUUGAUGUGUUGAAAAAAGCAGUGAAUUUUGGUUGGACGGAUGAGUGCGAAAAAGCUUUCGAUGAGAUCAAACAGUAUUUUUCAACUCCUCCAGUUUUGGUGAGUCCAAAAACUGGACAACCUAUCGGAGUUUAUUUGGCUGCAACGGAGAACGCGGUAAGUGCAGUGUUGUUUGUUACGGAUCCACAUGAAAAGAAUGUACUUCGUCUGGAAAUCUCUGACGGGGACGGAAACACGCCGCUGAAGAGAAUCCUGGAACGUGCUGAUGAUUCCAUCCGACUAGCCAUAUGGUCAAAUUUUCUGGGGGCGUAUGAGAUCAAAUACGAAACCAGAACUGCAGAGAAGGGACACGCCCUGGCUGCACUGCUAGCAGAUUUUCCUGUGGACGAUAUAGAAACGAUUGCCGGAGAAGAAGAGGAGUUGUUCAAACCCAUAGAGUCAGCCACUAAUCAGAUGGGAGCGAGAGUUAGAUGUGUCAUCCUUACUCCCGAAGGUUCGAGGAUCGAGAAAGCGACCUGGCUGGGUUUUCAAGCAUCAAACAAUGAAGUUGAAUAUGAAACUGCAAUUAUCGGUUUAAAGGUUGUCAAACAGUUAGAUGCGAAGAACGUGAAGCUGGUAACUGAUUCCAUGCUAGUAGUUAACCAGUUUUUGGGGACCUACAUAACCAAGGAAGAGAGGAUGGCCCUAUAUUUGGAUCAUAUAAGAGAGCUGGCAAAUGAAUUCGACCAAUUCUCUAUUGGGCAGCGACCACGGUUGGAAAACAGGCACGUAAAUGCUUUAGAAUAUCUUUCUUCCGCAGUCGAAACUGAUACCUCCCGCUUCGUUGUAGUGGAUUUCCAAGAGUUACCUAGCAUCUCCGACAACCACUUUUUCCUGGAUCUCAAACAUGCUAGUGGGGGCGAGAGGGCAACUACAUCAGCACAGGGAGAUACUGAGAACGUUGACAGCAAUAUGGAUGUUGAAAUUCCAGUGAUAGAUGAUUCAAGCAGUCCUACUGAAAACACUUCAGACUGGCGUCAACCUUAUGUUCGGUAUUUGACAACUAGUGAACUCCCAGAAGAUGAGCAUCUCCCUUCAAAAGUGAAGAAGAAUGCUUUGAGAUAUGCAAUGAUCGAGGGACAGCUGUACCGCAAACUUGUAGCUUUGGAGCCAUUUUUGCGGUGCAUAUCAGCCGAAGAAGGGCAACAGAUAUUUCCGGAGGCUCAUGAAGGAAUAUGUGCGCAGUCUCGCGCACAUGAUACUCACCCAGGGAUACUUUUGGACAUACAUAAAGAAAGAUGCUAA
Papaver somniferum (opium poppy) is the source of this 2307-nucleotide messenger RNA. RefSeq lists its product as uncharacterized. Gene Ontology annotation, molecular function: RNA-DNA hybrid ribonuclease activity; nucleic acid binding. The transcript is spliced from 5 exons. Lineage: Eukaryota; Viridiplantae; Streptophyta; Magnoliopsida; Ranunculales; Papaveraceae. The record is from RefSeq and is a predicted model, not a curated record. Bases 1 to 2307 code for a protein of 768 amino acids.